Molecule: messenger RNA, 1056 nt
Organism: Schistocerca gregaria
Lineage: Eukaryota; Metazoa; Arthropoda; Insecta; Orthoptera; Acrididae
Gene: Taf11
Product: transcription initiation factor TFIID subunit 11
Exons: 4
Coding region: 130-882 (250 amino acids)
Biological process (GO): transcription initiation at RNA polymerase II promoter; RNA polymerase II preinitiation complex assembly
Cellular component (GO): nucleus; transcription factor TFIID complex
Molecular function (GO): transcription coactivator activity; protein heterodimerization activity
Source: RefSeq, a predicted model, not a curated record
AUCGCUGAGUAGUAGUUUUGACAGCUGACAAUCGAUUGCUGAAUUGUUCUACACAGAUGUGGAGUGUGUAUUGUCCAAGUGAAUGGUGGUAUGUGUAAACAGUAAAGUGGUUGCUGCGUUUGGAAGGAAAUGGAAAGUAUAUUUUCCAAAGACGAUUCGGCAAAUGAGAGUGAGCUAGAAAUAAGUGAAGUAUGCACUCCAACAGCGGACGUUAAACAAUCACCGUCACAGAUUCUUGAAAGUACGAUUGAAGCACAGGACGAUAUUCUGGAUAUCAAGCGAGAAAGUGACAGCGAAAAUGUACAUUCAGAUUCCGAUGACAACGACGCAGAGGACGCUAAUAUAAACAGAGCGGCUAGUGCACUUGAAGACAUUCUUAGUAAUACAGGCGAGUUUAAGAAACAUUCUAGUGAAAGACCUGUACAAAAGGAAGAUCAUCAUAGCUCUGGGGGUUUCACAUCGGGUAUUUUGAAUUCAAAAAUAGACGCAGCAGAAAAAAACGAUAAGAAGAAGGAAGCAAAGAGCAAGAAGGAGUUAGAAGAGGAGGAACGAGAGAAAAUGCAAGUAUUGGUAUCCAAUUUCACUGAAGAUCAACUGGAUAGAUAUGAAAUGUACAGGAGGUCAGCUUUUCCAAAGGCAUCUAUUAAGAGGUUGAUGCAGACAAUUACUGGAUGUUCUGUCUCGCAGAAUGUUGUCAUUGCUAUGUCAGGAAUUGCUAAAGUUUUUGUUGGUGAAGUUGUGGAAGAAGCACUUGAUGUGAUGGAUAAACAGGGUGAGACAGGACCAUUACAGCCGAAACACUUACGAGAAGCUAUUAGAAGACUACGUCUGCGAGGUGGAAUUCCCAAUAGCCGAGCUCGAAAAGUUAUAUUCCGUGUUUAGUGUUUCUACAGCUGACUUUUUAAAAAGUGUGGACUCUAAGAAACUGUGUAUCCAAAUAAGUUUCUAGUUGAUGACUUUAUUUUCAAAUUAUUGUUACUUGGGUAAGAUGUAUGUAUGAAAUAAAAAAUGAAAUUAAGUAUGUAUUGGAAGUAAAGAACGUAAUUUUAAAGUCCA